Molecule: messenger RNA, 2945 nt
Organism: Tribolium madens (black flour beetle)
Lineage: Eukaryota; Metazoa; Arthropoda; Insecta; Coleoptera; Tenebrionidae
Gene: for
Product: cGMP-dependent protein kinase, isozyme 2 forms cD4/T1/T3A/T3B
Exons: 6
Coding region: 152-2581 (809 amino acids)
Biological process (GO): protein phosphorylation
Molecular function (GO): ATP binding; cGMP-dependent protein kinase activity
Source: RefSeq, a predicted model, not a curated record
UUCCUGCUGAUUUCCUGCUGCCGCUCUCAGUCAACGUCCAUAUCUCGAAGGUGACGGUUUCGCGCUCGGAACCCUUCACCGUCGACCUCGUGCUACGAAAACGUGAAAUGUAGUUCCGCGUCUGAAGACAUUUCCAUCCAAAAGUAACAAAAUGAAGAUCAAACAUUACCCUGGCAAAGCGGUGAUCAACGAUCCCGCUUGGUUAGAAAUGGACAUUUCUAAUGAUAUCAGAGGACGACAAUAUGAAGCAAAUUGGGAAGACACUCAACGAAAUUUAUCUUCAACUAAUAGUUCGGGGUCGAAUUCUUGGGAUAAGUACAGCGAAGGGACACUUUCGUCAAAAUUGGGGCAUUAUCAGAACAUGUUAGAUGAGUUAGCCCAAGAAGAGUUAUAUACACAGCCUAUAAAAAAGGAGGAGAAGCCUAAAUACCACAGUGAGAAGUGUUUGGCUAGGAUUAACAAUAAUUCAGUUCCGAAUUAUUAUUUACCUUCGCAAGCGAAGAUACAGAAAAGUCGAAGUUUUAAAGAGUCUGAAGAUAAGAAACCGAUACCUAAACCUAGGACCAAGUUGGCCAAAAAUUUCGAUAAUGAAUUCAAGAACGUUGUUAAUGAUUUAGAAAAGCAAAUCAAGUCGGUCAGGUUUAAUGAAGAGGAAGAAGAAGGAACUGGACAAAGAGUUAGUGAAUGGAUUGAUGAUCAAAAUAAAUAUAUCUUGACUGAUAAUGUUCUUAUCAAGGGCGAGGACCUCCCUAAGAAGCCCCGCCAAAGGAUCCCCCCUCGCAAUCUCACACCAUCUCCUUCCGAAAUCAGCGAUGACCCUCCUAGUGCUUACGAUCUGUACAAAAGUGGUGUAAAAGCGCCAGUUCGCGAACCAAAAAACAGUGAUUUUCUCAUUCCUCGUCCGAAACUGAUCGUCCCUGUGCAUACGUAUGCGGUGAGGAGACGGCGGACCGGCAACUUGCAGUGUGCCGGCGAAGAGGUCAUCAAGAACAAAGAUUCGGAGGGUUGCGUCGAAGUCUCUCGCGAAAACAAGUUCCUUAGCACCCUCACCCCUGGCAAAGUCUUGGGCGAGCUUGCAAUCCUCUACAACUGUCAAAGAACUGCCACUAUCAAAGCCGCCACCGACUGUAAACUAUGGGCCAUCGAACGACAAUGCUUCCAGACAAUAAUGAUGAGAACCGGUCUUAUACGACAGGCCGAAUACACCGAUUUUCUCAAGAGUGUACCCAUCUUCAAGAACCUGCCAGAAGAUACUCUCAUCAAAAUCUCCGACGUUUUGGAAGAAACCUUCUACGCGAAUGGAGACUACAUCAUCAGACAAGGUGCCAGAGGUGACACUUUCUUCAUCAUCAGUAAAGGAACAGUCAAGGUGACGAAGAAAGUACCCGAUAGUAAUGAAGAAAAGUACAUCAGGACGUUGGGAAAGGGCGAUUUCUUCGGGGAGAAGGCGUUGCAAGGGGAUGAUUUGCGCACGGCGAAUAUUAUUGUUGAUAAUCCGGAAGGGGUGUACUGUUUGGUUAUUGACAGGGAGACGUUUAAUCAAUUGAUUUCGAAUCUAGACGAGAUCAGGACAAAGUACAAGGAUGAGGGUGUGGAUAGGAGAAGAGAAAACGAAGAAUUCGAACAUGUCCACCUCAGCGAUUUGAAAAAGCUCACAACUCUGGGUGUUGGGGGUUUCGGUCGCGUCGAACUCGUUCAAAUCCAAGGCGAUUCGAAUCGCUCGUUCGCCCUGAAGCAAAUGAAGAAGGCGCAAAUCGUCGAGACGCGUCAACAGCAACAUAUCAUGUCCGAGAAGGAAAUUAUGGGCGAGGCUAAUUGCGACUUUAUCGUCAAGUUAUUCAAGACGUUUAAAGAUCGCAAGUAUUUGUAUAUGCUGAUGGAGAGUUGCUUGGGAGGCGAACUGUGGACGGUGUUGAGGGAUAAAGGACACUUUGACGAUGCCACAACGAGGUUUUAUACCGCCUGCGUGGUGGAAGCGUUCGAUUAUUUGCAUUCCCGCAACAUUAUAUACAGGGACUUGAAACCGGAAAAUCUUCUCUUAGACAAUCAAGGCUAUGUGAAAUUGGUUGAUUUUGGAUUCGCCAAGAAGCUCCACAGUGGCCGCAAGACGUGGACUUUCUGUGGAACUCCCGAAUACGUUGCUCCUGAAGUAAUUUUAAACAAAGGGCACGACAUAAGCGCCGAUUACUGGUCACUGGGCGUACUGAUGUUCGAAUUGCUGACAGGAACGCCGCCCUUCACAGGGGCCGACCCUAUGAAAACCUACAACAUAAUUUUGAAAGGGAUAGACGCCAUAGAUUUCCCUCGAAAUAUCACGAGAAACGCCAUGGCUCUUAUUAAGAAAUUGUGCAGAGAUAAUCCAGCAGAGAGAUUGGGAUAUCAAAAAGGAGGGAUUAGUGAAAUACAGAAGCAUAAAUGGUUCGAUGGUUUUAAUUGGGAAGGUUUGGUGAACAGGACUUUAACGCCACCCAUUUUGCCUCAAGUCAAGCACGUGACCGACACGAGCAACUUUGAUGACUAUCCCCCAGACACGGAUACUCCGCCACCUGACGACAUUUCGGGUUGGGAUGCUGAUUUUUAGCGUAAAUACUAAUUUAGGUUGUUACAAUUGGAUAUUGAUGAGAGCUGUGUGAAUUGCAACGCAAACUAGGUAUAGGUGCCAACGUUGCAAUCGAUCGAUAAUCACAUGACAAUAAUUCUGGUUUUCGACUGAUGGUAGAUGGCCCCAAAAGCGCACAAGUGCCAUUUUAAUUUGUUUUAAAAAGGAAUUGUUUGUAUAAUAUUUUUUUAAUUUACAAUACAUGUUGUGACUGUUUAUAUUUUAACAGAAAGUUACCCAUUUACAUUAUGUGUAUAUUUCAAUAAUUGUAAAGCAAUCAAUAAUUUAAUAAUGAUGUAAAGUUUUUUAUUGUAUAAGUUUGUGAAUAUAAGAUGCUAAAGUUGAA